Molecule: messenger RNA, 375 nt
Organism: Dibothriocephalus latus
Lineage: Eukaryota; Metazoa; Platyhelminthes; Cestoda; Diphyllobothriidea; Diphyllobothriidae
Source: the annotation of a GenBank genome assembly
AUGGCAUUCCUGGAGGAGGUAAACAUUGUUCACAGGGAUCUUCGUGCUGCCAAUGUUCUUGUUGACAAGGAUGAGAACGUUAAGGUUGCUGACUUUGGUCUGACGCGAAUCCUACGCGACACUCCCAGCGAUAAUUCGGGCCUUGAUAAAGACGCGAUCAAGGACUUUCUGAAUUCGGGAAAACGGCUGAAGAACCCACAAUUUUGCGGAUUCAAGUGUUCCGCAGGCCUUUAUCAACUUAUGUGCUCCUGCUGGGAACUGGAUCCCAACGAACGUCCAGCGUUUAAACGAAUCGAGAUCACGUUAGAGCAAGAAAUUUUGGAAAGUAACGGCCAAAUGUAUGAUGCGGACCUAAAUGAAAGGAGGGAAGAUUAA